AUGCUACUUCAAAGCUUUCAGCUCGCCCGCGGCAUCGGAUACAAACUUCGCGUGACUAAUGCGACUGGCUUUGAAUGGGAUCCCGAGAACUUCAAGGUUGCUGCCGUCCGGAAACCCCCGGUUGGAUUUGUUUACCAUGCCCUCUCCGACGAAUCGACUUGGUGGAACUACGACCUCAACGCAACCAUCGCUCAGUCGGUUGAAAUGAUACACCAGGCCGCGGCCGAGGGCACCAAAUUUAUCGCCUUCCCGGAACUCUACUUCCCUGGCUACCCUGCCUUCCGCACUCCCAACGGCCCCAAGGACUUCGAGCAAUAUGUGUCGCAGACCAUGGAACCCGACAGCCCGGAAUGGAACACGCUCAUGCAGGCCUUUGCCGACACCAAAAUGUACGGCGUUGUUGGCUGGGCCCAGAGGGCCAAUGACUCGCUUUUCAUGACCCAGAGUCUGGUUGGCCCCUUGGCCAAAGGUUCCGCCGGAACAAUUUGGAAACAUGAGAAGUUCCGUCCCUCUGGCACAGAGCGCUCCCUCUAUUCCGAUGGCCUCCUCGACACAAUCCGCGCGCAAAAGCUCCCCUUCGGCACCGUCUCCAUGCUUCAAUGCUGGGAGCACGUAUAUCCCGAAUCCCACUUUGUCGGUUCUGCCCAGCCUGCCAACCUUCACGUUGCCUCCUUCCCAUUCGGCAAUGACGUCCCCGAAGCAGACGGUGCAGCUACUCCCUAUGCUUACUGGCGUGCCGCGGCGAUCGGAUACAAAGCCGGCGCUGCUGGGUCGCCCGUCAUGAUUCUUCCCACCGCCGGUGCCGCGACGAUCUUUGCCGCCCAGGGCUCCCCGAUCAAUGAGUCGCUUUCUAAUUCCAAAGAAUCGACCGAUUCAAUGCCGUACAUUACCGCUGUCUAUAACACGACUGCGUUGUGGCAAGAUACCUCGUACAGCGUCAACGCGUGGUACAGUUAUGGCGCUCUGAAGCACAUCAUCGAGGGUCUGCCUGAUGGAAUGCCGCGUCGUAGCGGCCCCUUCUUUGGACGCAUUCUCUUUACCAUCCAGCAGUUUACCAGUGGCUAUAUCUGGCCCCCAACCCUGUCCUGCACUCCCACCUCGAGGUGGCCGUGCAUCCAGAUCUGGCCGGAGCGCGUGGAGAAGGACUUUAUGGCUUGA
Molecule: messenger RNA, 1158 nt
Organism: Aspergillus tubingensis
Lineage: Eukaryota; Fungi; Ascomycota; Eurotiomycetes; Eurotiales; Aspergillaceae
Product: carbon-nitrogen hydrolase
Exons: 5
Coding region: 1-1158 (385 amino acids)
Molecular function (GO): catalytic activity
Source: RefSeq, a predicted model, not a curated record